AUGCUGCCGGCCGCCGCCGCUGCUGCUGCAUCAUCGUCGGCCUCUGCUGCCUUCGCCUGUCCUGCCGCCUGUCUUUUUAAGAGACCUGGCUCGGCCCUCCCUCCCGCUCCCUUGCUGUGUAGUAAGGAGUCGCCUCCCCGGCAGCCCCUGGCACAGGUGGUGAUGACAGCUGGCUGCGGUCCCGUCGCUGGGGGGAUCUGCCCGCGCUCUGCCUGCGUGUUGAGCAGCACACCCGCUCCCCUCGCCCGCGCGGUGCCGGGCCGGCUCAUGCUGUCUGCCGUCCGCUUGACGGGCAGCGGCGGCGGCUCGGGGAGCAGCCGAGCCCUGGAAGUCGCCUGUGCUGAGGGGGCCGGGAAACCCCUUCUCUCAUGGGCCUCUGGAGCAGGCGGCGGCAUCCGUCAGAGCUGGGAGCCCCGUGUCUGCGGCGCCAGCGUCCUGCCGGCCAGCGUCGUGCACCUGCCGUCAGCGCCCGCGGGAGGCGACCUCCGGGACCCCUCGGGGCCAAGUAAGCCGACCCCCCGGAGCCGGAUUCCCGAGCGCGUGAUGACUCUGAGCAAAGGUUGGAGUGAGCCCCCGCGUGGCCGCGGAAGACCUUUGGAGGCGCUGACUACUGUGAGGAGGAUAAGGCUCCAGGUGGAAAAGCAUGAGCCAGGUGACACUGUUGAGGAAAAUUUGGUUUUUAAUAUCGUCACCAGAAAAAUUAACCAACCUCCAGGAGCAGAAAGCAAUCUACUUGGACACGGAUCAACCUACAUUGGACUUAAUGCUGUUUUCUGCGGUCUAAUAGCAAAUACAAAUAGUCUUUUUCAAUGCAUCUUAAACGUGACACAGGCUCGAAUAGCCGCUGGCUUGCCGAUGGCAGGGAUCCCAUUGUUGACUAUGCAUGCAUCGUACAAAGGUUUUUUAAAUUUACCCUUGAAUACAGGGGAUUUGAAUUGUGAAGCCCGUACCCUAACGCGGGGUGGAUUGGUUGGUCUCGUUCCUGGUGGUCUAUACGCUGGUUUCUCGGCUAUUCCUGUGAAUGGUGGCCUAGCAGCCAGCUAUGAGUCAGAAAGGACUCAACUGCUCCCAGGGAAAGGAAACAACUUGCCGAUUAGAAUUUCCAAGCCUGUCUUUAGAAAGAUGUCUUUCUUUCCCAUUUUGCUCCAGACUGUGUUUGCAGCACGCGUGGGAUCGAGGUCAAUAUAAACUAAUUUUGGAAAGGCUCUUCAGUUACCCGAACCCGGCCCAGGUUAA
This is a messenger RNA of Lynx canadensis (Canada lynx), 1236 nucleotides long. RefSeq lists its product as uncharacterized. Gene Ontology annotation, biological process: mitochondrial respiratory chain complex I assembly. Gene Ontology annotation, cellular component: mitochondrion. NCBI's taxonomy places the organism in Eukaryota, Metazoa, Chordata, Mammalia, Carnivora, Felidae. The record is from RefSeq and is a predicted model, not a curated record.